AUGUACUCAAGCUCACUGAUGCUGGAGCGGCGCAUCGCUUUCCAAGGGGAUGUGGCGGAUGUGCGCCUCAUCUCCAUCAGCCUCCUCUUGUCGUUGCGAGUCUUCUUGAUGAGUGCGACGGCUGCGGGAGGGCAUAGAUGGGAGAGGGGUGCUCCGCUGGUGGAGAAGGCCCAGCUCCUCCAUUGUACCAUCGUCCCGUGGAUGCACAAGCACUGGUGCAGGGAGGGGCGGGAGGUAUUCCGCGCCGGCAGCUGCCUCUUUCUCAGCCUGAGUGGAGGUGGAGAAGGUGCUGUUGACACCGGCAUUGCCAUCUGGCUGAUCGGUGCAGCUGCUAUCUCCCCUUCACUGGGCUCCAGUUUAAUCAGCGGUCGGGCUGGCGAUGAAGGUGAAGGUGGCCUUGGCGUUUCAGGUGCCUCCGGCGACUCCACAACCACUUCCUCUUCCGAGCUAGUCUACGGUAGCCCGGGAAUUGACAUGCAUUUCACUUGUGCGAUGCAGCGGAGGUUUCUCAGCUCACAUGCCAAGAGCACUGAGACAGAUUGGCAUGUGCUAGAGUCUUCAAGUCGAGGCAUGGGCGUAUCGUACCCGCUGGGUGACCUGAGCGACCACAGAAGGUCAGUGCACAAAUCACAGGUUUGCAGCAAGAAUGUGCAUGACCCUGGCUGGGUGUUGCAUCUCGCGGUUGUUUCCGAUUUUGCAAAAAGUCUCGUGCUGAAGUGGCCUUCGCGGAUCCGGGCAGACGCUGUUCAGCUUGUUCCGUCCUGUGCCGUCUAUGGUGAACCUGGCAGCGGGGGCGGAGGCGGCGCCUUGGUGCUGUGUGAUGCCUUCGAGAAUGUCGUGGGCUCCAUCGGUACUGGCAACGGUGGCGGAGCAAUAAGUGCAAAGGGGGUCGUUGUCGAUGAUGGCGUGGCCGUUGACGAGGCAGGCAUGACCGUUGCAGACUUGCAGAUCCCAUUGUUGAUCCCAGUGCCGCCGAGGACAAUCGCAAAGUCCAGCAUCCCUGGAGAUGAAUUUCCAAGGUCUGUGGGUGAGGUCCUUGCUCAUAUCGAAGCUGGUCAAGCGGGGUGGGAAAGACUGUGGCCGUUGACGACAUCGGAGAAGAGGGCGGAGGAAGAUGAGCUCCUGGUGUCGGGCCUGGGGGAUUGGAAGCAAGAGGAGCUGGAGACAGGAUCAUCAUCUCUGGCCGACACCGGCACCGGAUCUGUCCUUGCUCCUGCCACGGAGACUGUGCCACGGCUCCUCGUUCGGCCUCUUGUCGCCGUCGCCGAUGACUUGGCCUUGGGUGUCCUCUUGGGAGGUGAAUGCUGGUUUGAGCCUUCCCAUGCCCACAGCAAG
Molecule: messenger RNA, 1335 nt
Organism: Symbiodinium necroappetens
Lineage: Eukaryota; Dinophyceae; Suessiales; Symbiodiniaceae
Source: the annotation of a GenBank genome assembly